This is a messenger RNA of Mizuhopecten yessoensis (Yesso scallop), 732 nucleotides long. Its product is annotated as lazarillo protein-like. The record is from RefSeq and is a predicted model, not a curated record. The coding region runs from base 46 to 642 and encodes 198 amino acids. The transcript is spliced from 5 exons. NCBI's taxonomy places the organism in Eukaryota, Metazoa, Mollusca, Bivalvia, Pectinida, Pectinidae.
UUAAAGUCAACUCUUAGACACAGUAACAAUACAUUGUUAGUGGAAAUGUUCUUCCAGGUGCAAGUAUUGCUUCUGAUCGGGGCGGCUUCCCUUAUCCACGCUGGAUGUCCUGACGUCAAUGCUAUUACGAACUUUGACGCUUCCCAGUUUGCGGGGAGGUGGUACUGGACCGAAUGGUAUAACAAUGGCUGGUUAGCCCAACAGGCAGGGAACUCUAUUGUUUGUUUGUCGUCAACUUUCACCUCCUCGACGAGUGGAAAUCUCAGCGUGUCCAUCAUAUGGAAAGACUUACUAACUACAGUUGGAGGGACGGCAAAAGGCACCUUUGAGGAUGUCGCAAAUACACCGAACGCAUUCAAUGCCCUUUUUGAACUAGGUUCACCGUUGAUACCAGGGAGAUAUUACGUCUUAGACAUCCUCUACAACACCGUGGCUGUUGUGUUUUACUGUCAAAACUACGCAUUUGGACUCUCACAAAUCGAAAUGGCGUGGGUACUGCACCGAAAUUCGAGAGGUUUAACCACCCGACAAAGGAACAGGUUGAUAAAACGAUGGGAUAACGACCCGUACUUGGGUUACCUUAUCGAUCCUACCAAGUUCGUACCUUUCCCUGGUACGGACUGUACUAACUACCGCAACUGAUAUCGCCAAGCUUAAAAAAAACAGACGAAAUUAUAGUUCUUAAUGUACUCAGGACCAGAAAUAAAGAAUAAAAUCAGCAAAGCGUGAAAA